This is a messenger RNA of Maylandia zebra (zebra mbuna), 3468 nucleotides long. Lineage: Eukaryota; Metazoa; Chordata; Actinopteri; Cichliformes; Cichlidae. The record is from RefSeq and is a predicted model, not a curated record.
UGCCACGCAGAGCAUCGCUGUGUGAGCAUGUCCCGGGUAGAAUUAUCGUUAUUAUAAGAUGAUCCUGCUGCUCGCUCUGCUUUCUGUUCUCUCUGGAGAACUGGGUCUGUGCCAGAAGGAGGAUGAAGGCUUCACCUUUGAUGGAGACAUCCGCCAAUUUGUCGUGACCCCCAACUUGCUUUACAUCGCCACAGAGGAGAGGCUGUACCAGCUGAGCCACGACUUGACUUUGAUCAACAGUCUGACCCAGAGAGGAAUCUUAAAGACUGGAAACCAGCAGGAUGAUGUGCAGUUUUACCGGGUUUCUGACACAGCUGAGUGGAACGCAACUUUCAGCAUCAAUGUGUUGUUGCCUUUCACAAAGAAUGACUCGCUGAUCAGCUGCGGUGUGACUGACGAUGACUGCGGCCACUGCGAGAUUCUGGACCUGAAGAACACCUCCAAGCUUCUGCACAGAGAACACAUCCAGGUGGGACCUCUGAAGCGCAGCAGCAGGUCAGUCAGCUUUCUGGUGGAUGUGAAGAAGAAAACUCAGGCUGACACUUACAUUCUGACCGCGAUCCAACAAAACACAGAAAAGCCCGAAAACAACAAGUGUGGUAUUAAUCGGCAGACUGUCAAUCUUCAGGAUGCAGAUGACAAACAGGGUGGAGGUAUAUUUUCUCUAACUGAUGGAGCUUCAGGCACACCUGGGAUCAAAAGUAAAGGUGAUGUGGAGUUUGUUGACGGGUUUCAGAUCAAUUCAACCAUCUAUCUGUUCUCCAACGCGCUCUCAGCUCAAACAAACAGAGUCCGUCUCAUUUGGCUUGAAGGCGAAAAGAGCAAAACUGAUACACUCAAGUCUCUGCGGGGCGCGACUCUCAGUGUCUCUGACAGUCAAAGCAGCAGACUCGUGGUCUCCUCGGUCAUCCCGGGGGAGCAGCCGGUGCUUUGGAGCGGCGUUUUCAGUGUGGAUGGAGGAGAUACCGACACCCAGCUAAUGGUGUUUGACAUCAGCCCUGAUUAUAGCAGGAACACUGACAGAGAUCCAGACUUCUACACCUCUGUGCCAUCAGAAGUGACGCCAAAGAUCCUGAAACCAAAGGCAGUCCUCUUCAGGCAAAGCUACAUGACCUCAGUGCUGGCAGUGAGGCAGAAUGCCUGGAUGGUUUUCUAUAUUUGGACAGAAGAUGGGCUGCUCAUUAAGCUGUCUGUGGACAGGAAGUAUCACGCUGCCUGUCCCACGGUGCUCUACAGGACCAGUGAUGACCACAAAGUGUUUUUCAAAUUGCAUCUGGAUCCAGUGGGUCAUAAACAUGUGUAUGUGCCAUUUACAAACCAGGUGAAGCGAGUUCCUGUGUCAAAGUGCAGCACGUACACAAAUGUGCAGGAGUGUUGGUCUGCACAGGAUCCAUACUGUGGUUGGUGUGGCUCUAAAAGCAGCUGCACAUUUGAAGAUGACUGCACAGAUUCAGACUGGCUGUCCAUUCCUGAUGAGUCCCAACACAAAAUGAUUUCCCACAAAGUUGAAAAGGACACAAACGGACAGAUCUCACUGAAAAUCCACACACACCUGACUUUGGGCCAGAAAGUAUCGUCUGACUUCACCUGCCAGUUCUCUGCAAUUUCUGGCCACCUUUGUAUUGGGAAUAACCCUCCACGGUUCCCCCAGUGCACCUGCUACCUGUCUGAUCACACACUUCCUCCUGAUGGCCUGCAUGUCACAGUAAAGUUUAGGCUUGGAAAAAUACUCCUGUCAGAACAAAUGAAAUUAACCAACUGCUCUGACAUCCAUGGACCUCCAACUUCUAUCUUGUGUCAGCAGUGUAUCAAGGCUGGUUGUGGUUGGAGCAGAAACAGCUGUUCCUGGGCUAACCAAGGAGAGACUGAUGAAAGUGUUUGCCAAACGUUGGAGUCUGGGAAGAACUUUUCUAUCCCAGAGAUCUUCUCCAUCACUCCCAAUGUGGUGUCGUUGUAUGGCACAAACCAUGCUGUGUUAUUAGGUCAUAACCUUGGUGACGUGUCAGGAGUGAGGAUCCAGACGCACACUGACUGUGCUCCAAAAGAGUCUCCUGUUUGGGACAACUCUGGUGUCAGUGUGAUGUUCCACAUUCCCAGCACAGAUAUCAAAGGUGUGGUCAAUGUAUGUGUUCUCCUCCCAGAUGGUAGUUGCCACGGCAAAGCUAACAUCACAUACUUGUCAUCACCAUCCUGUACAAACGCUACUCCAAGCAGCAGCUGGAUAAGUGGGAACAGGAAGAUCACAGUCAGGGGGUCCCACCUGAAGUUUGUUGAAGGCAUUGUACACAGCCAUGCCAUGCAGGAAGUUGCACUUCCCAAAAACAGCAGCUACCAGAGUCUCACCUAUGACUCACCUUCAGCUGAAAACAGUCCUGGGAUUUCUAGCAGCACUGUGUUUUUGAAAGUAGCUAAUCAAACCUUGGCCUGCUCCACAAACAUGUCCUACUAUCCAGACCCUGAGUUUAUCAGCUUCACAGCCACAAGGACAGGAAACAGUGUUCACAUCACUAUACGGGUAAUGCAUGUUUAAAUCGCACAUUCACAAACAUGUGACAUCAGCUCGUAGAACAUCAGUCUUUGCUUGUGUUGUUGUUAUAGAAAAAGGCAGAUAAACUGGAAAUGACAACAGCAGAGUUAUCAGUGUGGGGCAUUCAAGACAGUAAGGAAUACCGCUGCGCCAUGGAAACAAACAAAACCAGUGAUGAGACUCACUCUUUCACUUGUGAGGUUAAAAACCCACCCGGCGUUGAAUUUCAGCUGUUGUUGGUAAAUCUUUCUUUCAUACUAACACAAGGCACUGUUUAUGGACAGACAAACAUACCUAUCCGGUCUUUAAGUCUGACAUCAAUAGCCAUUUCUGGGUCCAAACUCCACUUCAGGUCCCAAAGUCAAACAAACACUGCGGCAUCACUGAGAGUUAAAAACUGUCUAAAUUCUUUCAUUGUUCAGAUUAAGAAGAUACAAAGCAUUAAAACACUUUAAAAACACAACAGCCUUAAUUAACAUGGAGAGGUUUGGACCAGGAAGCAGGGUUCAUACGUCAUCAAUUAAAGACUGGAUCAUUGUGAUAAGAGCUCCACGGUGCAGUACUCUACUAAUGGUUUAGGCACUGAAAUGAUAUCUUUCAGAUAUAAUAUCAAGUGAUUAGGUUCAAAGACAAAUAGUGCUAUAAAUAUUCUUAUUCACUGAGCUUCACGCGGAGCACAAUCAAUCAGAAUGGAUGCAUGAUGUAACUGCUCUUUGCUUUUAACACAACGUCAACUAUCCUUGUACAACAUUAUUUACAGCCUGUUUGACAUUAUGAUUUUUACUGUAUGAAUAAUAUUUUGAAAAUCUCUGACCUGCUGCUCUAUUGAGACUUUCCUUAAUGUUUUCUAGAUAAAGUAUGGUAGCAGGACCGUAAGCCUCAGUAAGCCUCGGCCUUCAUCACACCUUCUAUUGCUGCUUUUGCUGUUGAUACCCUGUGUU